Molecule: messenger RNA, 1338 nt
Organism: Stegostoma tigrinum
Lineage: Eukaryota; Metazoa; Chordata; Chondrichthyes; Orectolobiformes; Stegostomatidae
Product: selenoprotein Pb-like
Exons: 5
Coding region: 333-1238 (301 amino acids)
Biological process (GO): selenium compound metabolic process
Cellular component (GO): extracellular region
Molecular function (GO): selenium binding
Source: RefSeq, a predicted model, not a curated record
CCUUGUGGCAGCACAGACUGCGCAGGAUCUUUGAGCUUUCGCUUUUGUAAUUAAUUGUUGUUGGACGAACCGUAAAAUUCGGGAGCUUUAUUAUCAGAGCCUGUGCUGAUGGCAGUGACAGGGAACGUGUGCUGGGCGAGGAAAAUCGUGUUUCAUUUUUAAUGACUCUAAUGCCAUAAAUCGGAGUUAACAGUUUAAAUCGGUUAUGGCUGCCAUGGCACUAGUUGUGUAACUGUGUCUAAAUGGGGAAAAAUUGAACCACUAUUCAGUGUUUUCGUCAUAUUCGCCGAGAAUAAUUGAGAUUUAGUCCUUAAAUAGUUAACAUUCCACAAAUGGGCCGUUUCCAAUCUGGCAGAUAUCCUGUGGCUGACAACUGGGGGAAGCAGGGUUUGGGUCGGACGCCGAGGCAGCGACAAAAGAGUGAAAAUCGACAGCAAUUUAGGGAUGCGAAAAAGAUCGUGAUGGAGUUGGAUAUGCCAUUACUCACUAUUGUCUUGGGCCUAACUAUCUCUGUGGUUGCAGCAGAGAGUGAAAGCAGAAUCUGUAAGGUGGCCCCUCAUUGGGAAAUUGCCGACCGUAAACCAAUGGAGGAACAGAUUGGCCAUGUUGUUGUUGUGGCCCUUCUCAAAGCAAGCUGCGGGUUCUGUUUGACUCAAGCAACUAAAUUAGGCAGCUUGCGGGACAAGCUCAAACAUCAGGGCCUGAAGGACAUUCACUAUAUGAUAGUGAAUGAGAAAUCACCUCAAUCGAGGGCCAUGCUCUGGGAACUCAAACGCCAUACUCCUGAGGACAUCCCUGUCUACCAGCAAUCACCAUUUCAACGUGAUAUCUGGAGCAUUCUGCAGGGUAACAAGGACGACUUCCUCAUCUAUGAUAGGUGUGGUAAAUUGACCUUUCAUAUCGUAUUACCAUAUAGCUACCUCCAAUUUCGCUAUACUGAAGCAGCAAUCCGAGCUACCUAUAACAAAGAUAUUUGUGGGAACUGUGGAAUUAGUAAUGUCAGUAUUGAGACAAGAAGAAACAUCACCUCUUACAAAGCAAACUUUUUUCAGUUUAAUACUACAAGUUUUGUGACAAGUCUGACUUUUGAAAAUAUAACAACUCAGCCUGUGCAACAGCAUGCAGCUAAUAAGCCUGUUCCUGACCCCAAGCUGUCUUCAAGUCCUAUCCAUCUACAUCAUUUCAAUAAUGGCCAAGAUGAAAGUCUGGAGACUGAUGAUACUGAGAAAUUGGAAUGAGUGCAGUUAGAAUAUCAGGCACAAUAAACUGGCAAUGAUAUAGCUACUGUCAGCAUCAACUCUAAUGUUGUUAAAAUAAAUCCUGAAUUAAUACUUACAA